Molecule: messenger RNA, 810 nt
Organism: Asparagus officinalis (garden asparagus)
Lineage: Eukaryota; Viridiplantae; Streptophyta; Magnoliopsida; Asparagales; Asparagaceae
Exons: 3
Coding region: 1-504 (167 amino acids)
Source: RefSeq, a predicted model, not a curated record
AUGAAUGUAUCCAGAGGAAUUGGAGCCUUGAACAUGUUGUGGCAAAGAUGGGGCAUUACUGAGAAUGUUCAUGUAAGAAGAAAUGGGGUGAGGCAUAAGGAAAAGGUUACCAUCGAGCCGGUCUUCGUGAAGGUCGAGAAUCUGGCGCCGGGAACCUGCGGUCACACUCUGACGGUCAAGGUCCUGACAUCGAAUACUGUCCUUAAGAAGGGGAGAGCGGCCUCCGCUAAUCUGCGCCAGACCAAAAUCGCUGAGUGCCUCGUCGGUGAUGAGACCGGCUGCAUCGUUUUCACCGCUCGAAAUGAACAGGUUGAUAUGAUGAAACCCGGUGUCACUGUGAUCCUCCGCAAUGCAAAGAUUGAUAUGUUCAAGGGGUCAAUGAGGCUGGCAGUUGACAAAUGGGGUCGAGUUGAGGUCACUGAACCUGCUAGUUUUACGGUUAAGGACGAUAACAACUUGUCACUGGUGGAGUAUGAACUUGUUACUAUGCCACAGACUGAAUAGGAGCUUAAUGCAGAUAAUCACUUGGUUUUGGAGGAAGAAUUUGGGAAACCUCUUCUAAGUAGUUUCUUUCGUCUCACUUCAUUGGACAAAGGGUGGAAGUAUUUACGUGAAACAGGUUGAAGCCAAACAAAAUCUCACUGAAGCUAGUUUUAUGCUUUUGUUUCGUUUAUGUUAUCUGAUGGUCUCAAUUAACCAACUGAUAAUGCGCAACUCAAGUGUGUUUUAGUGGAUAUAAUGUGCGUGUGAACUUGGUAAGCACCUAAGUAUAAUAAGAAUAGCUGUGGUUAUAUAUCAACUUUUCUUAUA